AUGAGUCUCCCGCCGCUGUCAGUGGGACAGAAGAUUGAACUCAACGACAAGCGCAUCGGGAGGGUUCGAUUCGUGGGCGCCACGGCCUUUCAGACGGGCGAUUGGGUGGGCGUGGAAUUGGAAGAGGCUUCGGGGAAGAAUGAUGGGUCGGUGCAGGGACAGCGAUAUUUUGAUUGCGCGGCCAAUCAUGGGAUCUUUUGUCGGCCGUCGGGGAUUAGUUUGGUGUUGGAGGAGGCCAAGCCUCGGACGGGGAGAGGAGGGAAUGGGAGUGUGCAGAAUGGGGUGAAUGGGGGGAGAAGACAGACAACAACACAGGCCGAUCGACGAGGCAGUGCCCUUCCUGGCACACCGACUCCAGCAACGAGAGGGGGCGGCGGAAUGCGAUCGCCUACCAAAUCGCCCACCAAGCAGUUGGGUUUGGGUCUGAAGGGCAUUUCCAACACUUCCGCCUCCACUUCCCGUACUUCCACCCCUCCUGCUGCUCCUCAAAGCAAAACAUCUCGAACUCGAACGGGAGCUGCGGUCAAGCCACGGCCGAGUCUUGCUCCGGCUGCGGGUCGAAGAACUUCUGCUCUCCCUCCUCCAUCAAGUGCGCGACCAUCAAUAGCAGCAAGGACACCGACAGCAAGAAAUCCCCCCGCUCCACCUCCCACCCGAACUGCACCAACCGUCCGAUCCAACCUUCGCCAACGUCYCAGUGCCGCUCAUGGGAGCUCUGCGGGGGAUGAGGCAAGCGAUGGGGCGGAUCUGGAUUCCCUCCGCGAGAGCAGUAGUGCGCCCAGCGAGGAUGGAACCGAGAACCAUGAAGAGGAAGCACCUCAUCCCAACUUUGCCCCUCCUCCACCAAUUCCACCCGAGCCCACGGAACGUCUCACGCGAUCWCGAAGACCUUCCUCCCCCGGUGCUGCAUCCAUGCACUCGCAACGCACCAUUCGGAGUACCGCUGCAUCCAACCGACAGAUUGAAGAGCUGGAAGKCAAGCUGCGGCUGUUGGAGAGGAAACGAAUGGAGGAUCGGGAAUUGAGAGAACAGCUCGAAAAGGCCACAUCGGAGCGGGAUCGCUUCWAGGGCAUCAUCGACAAACUGCAGGCCAAGUACCAUCCGCAACAACAGGAAUUGGAGAAGUUGAGGCGAGAGCUCGUGGAAUAUGAGGAGAGAUUUGCAUCCAUUGAGAAUAUGCAGGCUGAUCAUGAGAUUGCCAUGGAGUCGGCCGUGCUGGAUCGUGAGGUUGCCGAGGAGACUGCUGAAGGAUACAAGGCCGAUCUUGAAGCUGUCCGAGCGAGGAAUGAGGAGUUGGAAUUGGAGUUGGAACUGGCGCGGGAUGAGAAGACCGAACUCGGCAGGGAGAUGAGUCCGGAGGAGCGUGCAAGCACUGGAUGGCUGCAGUUGGAGAGGAUGAAUGAGCGGUUAAAGGACGCCUUGAUCAGUCUACGGGAUAUUUCACAAGACAAGGAGGCUGCUUUGAAGGAACAGAUUGGUGGGCUUGAAAGGGAGGUUGAUGGGAUUGACGGAUUGAAGAAGCAAUUCGAAGAGACCAAAGAGAAGCUCCUACGAAGCGAAGCCGAUACCAACGAUCUUCGUCAACAGCUGGAAGCCGCCAUGGAUGCCGAGAGUAUUAUUGAGAGUCUGGAAGAGGACAACACUUCCAUGCGAAAUAAGCUCAAUGAACUUCGCGCGGCCAUUGAAGAUCUGGAAGCACUCCGCGAGCUCAACGACGAGCUCGAGAUUAACCAUGUCGAGGCGGAGAAGCAACUACAAGAAGAACUGGACUUUAAAGACAGCCUACUCCAAGACCGCGAACGUACUGCCAAAGAGCAACAAAAGGCAUUGGAUGAGGCCGACUACAACAUCAGUCGCUUUAGAGAAUAUGUCACCACCUUACAAAGCGACCUGCAAGACCUCCAAGCCAGCAAGCAAAUCACCGAGACGGAGGCCUCCCAAUUAUCCAACAAGUCUCGAGCGAUGAUGGAUCUUAACAUGAAACUGCACGCGAGUGCUGCCAAGACYCAAGUCAAAGCUAUUGAUCUGGAACUUCGAAAACUGGAUGCCGAGCAAGCGUCGGAGCAUCUCGCCAUCGUUCAGCUCUUCCUCCCAGAGACAUUCCAAACCGAGCGGGACAGUGUACUGGCAUUGCUACGCUUCCGACGCAUCGCAUUCAAGGCGAAUCUGGUGCAAAACUUUGUCAAAGAACGCAUCACCUCCUUUGGCACGCGAGGUCAAGAAGAAGAUGUCUUCGCUGCUUGUAAUGCUCUGGAUAAGUUGACGUGGAUCGCGGGAAUGUCGGACCGUCUGGUCAACUCCAUCAGUAGCUGCAGCGCCGAAGCGUUUGCACAAUAUGGAGGCGCUUUGUAUGAGUUGGAGGUGGUGGAGCGGACGUUGAAUGAUUACGUCGACGCACUUCGACGGGAUGAGUUGCAAGAAGGUGACAUGUCGGUCCGCUUGGGUCGAUCCAUCGAAGUUAUGACACAUCUAUCCAGCCUGCAUCUGCAUAAUGGGCCGGCAGACUUUGCUGAUGAGUUGAUUAUGAAGACCAAUCUCUUGCAGAGUCAGCUGGAGAGCGCUACUUCCGCUUUGACUGUCACCAAGACAUUGCUGGAGAGCAACCUUUCAACAUCGGCAGAUGAUUCUGAAGAUGGAGAAGAUGGGGAAGAUGAGGAAGACUCGGCGUCUGAUUCUCUCCUCAUCAUCAACCGACUCAAGAUUAUCAUUGAGCAGGUUAGAAACGCCAAGGUGGUGUCGGGCAAGACAUCUCGGGCUCUGUCUGAUCUGCAGGCCAGCUCCUUGACACUGAACAGCACACUCAUGGAUCAAUUUGAGGCCGUGGAACAAGUUUCCUCCACCAUUGUAGCAUAUGCUUGCAGGACUGGAGCGAGUCUACAGGCCAUCUUCAAUGAAGAGGGACGUUCCAACCCAGUCUCACCUUCCGAAGUGGCAGCAAGUCUUUCACAAGCUGCUACGAGCAUCUUCUCGUUAUCUGCACAAGAAGCUGGACCAUAUUCCUCAUUGGCAGCCAAACUGCGUGACGUCGUCAAUCUUCUGGCCGAUCUUGCAAUGCUGCCAACCGAUCUAGRCAACACAGUCGAGUUUGAAAGAGCACCUCAACCAUGGGUUGCCCGAGCUGAUGAAUUGAAGCGCACCAAGAUCACUUCCGUCGAUACGGAAGCCGAACUUGCCCGCGCACUCGAGGCCGUCCAAGAACGCGACAGUCUGGUCAAGCGCAAGGAAAAGGAACUCGAAGAGCACAGCGUCCGCAUUGAAAUGCUCGAGGCGCGCAUGAAAGACGCCAGCAAGCGCUCCGCCAAAAUCGCCGAGCUCGAGCGCAGUCUACGAGAGGCCCGUGACAACGAAGCCAAGACUCAAAAGGAAUUCGCCAAUCUCCACCAUGAAGCGCAGCAAGAGAUUGAACGUGCUCGGCAGGAAAUGGCUCGAUUGGGAGCCGAGCGCAAAGCAAGUGGAAGUGUAGGAGGAGCGGGAGGAAUCGACCACGAUGCCAUGGGAGCCGCCACACAAUCUCGCAUUGAACGCGAUCAACAGCGAUUGAAGGGAAUGAGCUCCGCUUUGAGACAUGUCCAUGACACAAAUCUCCGAUUACAGCUCCCUGCUCCGGACGCACCUCUCCGUGUCCUUGCGAAGCAGGAAUGGUUGUUUGAACCUCUGCACAACAACCAUGAAUCCAGCACAAAAUCUCACCGACACGCGGAAUUAAUGAUGAAUGGUAGUAAGAUUAUGGAGAGAUUGUUGGAUUUCGCGACGGGGAAACCUGUGGUUGAUUUUACGAAGUUGGAGCACAAGGGGGGGAAUAAUCGACUUGCUUGGAGGCCUGUGAGGGAGUGUAGUCGGGUGCAAGUUGAGGGGAGGAGGGAGGAGUGGGUUGCUUGUUGGAGAGGGGUUAAAGGAGGUGGGGGAUUGGGGGUUUUGGUUUGA
Ramularia collo-cygni is the source of this 3924-nucleotide messenger RNA. RefSeq names its product related to DYNACTIN (150 KDA DYNEIN-ASSOCIATED POLYPEPTIDE) ro-3. The record is from RefSeq and is a predicted model, not a curated record. Gene Ontology annotation, biological process: establishment of mitotic spindle orientation; nuclear migration involved in conjugation with cellular fusion. The transcript has a single exon. Gene Ontology annotation, cellular component: spindle pole body; spindle; cell tip. NCBI's taxonomy places the organism in Eukaryota, Fungi, Ascomycota, Dothideomycetes, Mycosphaerellales, Mycosphaerellaceae. Bases 1 to 3924 code for a protein of 1307 amino acids.